AUGAAGCACAGCGGUGGGAACCAAGCCAGCUAUGUUCUUGGUCAAAAGACCCCAAGCAUCCGAGAUCUCUACUCGUUAGGACACAAAUUAGGGCAAGGACAGUUUGGGACGACAUACAUGUGCAAAGAGAUCUCGACAGGGCGUGAAUACGCGUGCAAGUCUAUAACAAAACGUAAGCUGAUUUCAAAGGAAGAUGUGGAAGACGUGCGGAGGGAAAUCCAGAUCAUGCACCAUCUUGCUGGUUACAAGAACAUUGUCACCAUCAAAGGCGCUUACGAGGAUCCGUUGUAUGUUCACAUCGUCAUGGAGCUCUGCUCAGGUGGGGAGCUUUUUGAUAGAAUCAUCCAGAGAGGACAUUACAGCGAGAGAAAAGCAGCUGAGCUGAUUAAGAUCAUCGUUGGUGUUGUUGAGGCUUGCCAUUCUCUAGGUGUCAUGCAUAGAGAUCUGAAGCCCGAGAAUUUCUUGUUGGUUAAUAAGGACGAUGACUUCUCUCUCAAGGCCAUUGAUUUUGGGCUUUCCGUCUUCUUCAAACCAGGUCAAAUAUUUGACGAUGUGGUUGGAAGUCCGUAUUACGUAGCUCCUGAGGUUCUGCUGAAGCACUACGGACCGGAGGCGGAUGUGUGGACCGCAGGGGUCAUACUGUACAUAUUGGUGAGCGGAGUCCCUCCAUUCUGGGCAGAAACACAGCAAGGGAUAUUUGAUGCAGUGCUAAAGGGACAUAUUGACUUUGACUCUGAUCCAUGGCCACUAAUAUCUGACUCUGCAAAAGACUUGAUCCGCGGCAUGCUAUGUUCCCGCCCCUCUGAGCGGCUCACAGCUCAUCAAGUUUUGCGCCAUCCUUGGAUCUGUGAAAAUGGAGUUGCACCAGAUAGAGCACUAGAUCCUGCGGUGCUUUCUCGUCUCAAGCAGUUCUCUGCGAUGAAUAAACUAAAGCAGAUGGCUUUACGAGUAAUAGCUGAGAGUCUCUCGGAAGAAGAAAUCGCUGGACUAAAGGAAAUGUUCAAAGCAAUGGACACGGAUAACAGUGGAGCGAUUACAUUUGACGAGCUUAAAGCUGGCUUGCGAAGAUAUGGCUCUACCCUCAAGGACACCGAGAUUCGAGACCUUAUGGAGGCUGCAGAUAUUGACAAGAGUGGGACAAUAGAUUAUGGUGAAUUCAUUGCUGCAACAAUACAUCUGAACAAAUUAGAGCGUGAGGAACAUCUCCUCUCAGCCUUCAGCUACUUUGACAAAGACGGGAGCGGUUACAUCACAAUCGAUGAGCUACAGCAUGCUUGUGCUGAACAAGGGAUGAGUGAUGUGUUUCUUGAAGAUGUGAUCAAGGAAGUCGACCAAGACAAUGAUGGAAGGAUUGAUUACGGAGAGUUUGUAGCGAUGAUGCAGAAAGGCAUUGCUGGAAGAACAAUGAGGAAAAGCAUAAACUUGAGCCUCAGGAACAAUGCCAUCCUUUAG
This is a messenger RNA of Microthlaspi erraticum, 1452 nucleotides long. Lineage: Eukaryota; Viridiplantae; Streptophyta; Magnoliopsida; Brassicales; Brassicaceae. The record is from the annotation of a GenBank genome assembly.